GGCACAUUACUCUUCCAGUUUCCAAAACGGCCGCUCGUAUCUAGAAGCAUUGUUUGCCUUUUUUAAAGAUGGCGCUCGGUGUGUCCAGGCUCCGCCUUCAGGACUAUGACGAAGGACGUUUUGUGUGACGCCUGCGACGCUUGAAGAGCCCGACAAGAAGAAGCAGUAACGGAGGGCUGAGGAAGAGACAUACGGAUCAUGAACCUGAAGCGGAGCCGGGACCGGCUGUACAGCACUCGGUGCUGCGGCUGCUGCCAUGUCCGAACAGGAACCAUCAUCCUGGGCACCAAAUACAUGGUGGUGAACCUGCUUAUGGGAAUACUUCUGACUGUGAAAGUCACUCACCCCGACACUGUGCCAACAGUCGACAUUCAGUAUGAAGUUAUUGGAAAUUAUUAUGCUUCAGAGAAAGUGGCAGAGAAUGCCUGCGUCCUGUUUGCCAUCUCCCUGCUGAUGGUUACAAUGAGUGCAAUGAUGGUCUAUGGAGCAAUCACUCACCGUGGAGGAUGGCUGAUUCCAUUCUUCUGCUACCAGCUGUUUGACUUUGCCCUCACGUGUCUACUUGCCAUCAGCUCCCUUACAUACCUGCCAGGAAUUAAGGACUAUUUAGAACAAUUGCCGGAGUUCCCGUAUAAGGAUGACAUGCUAGCAAUGGACUCCAGCUGCCUCCUGUUCAUUGUCCUGGUUCUUGGUGCUUUAAUAAUUAUUCUAAAGGCCUAUCUGAUCAACUGUGUGUGGAACUGCUACAAGUACAUCAAUAACAGGAACAUGCCAGAGAUUGCAGUGUAUCCUGCCUUCGAGACCCCUCCACAGUAUAUCCUACCAACAUACGAGAUGGCCAUAAAGAUGCCAGAGAAGGAGAAGGACCCUCCCCCGCCUUACGUCCCAGCGCAAAAGGACGUAUAACUCAAUCCCCGCCCCCCCCCCCCUCCUCCCACGCUUCACCUAGUGUUAAUAUUGCCCCUGCUCCUCCUGCAGUAAAACUCCCAUCCUGAAAAGACGACCUUAUUUUUUAUGUAACCCGACGCUUUACAUUGCCUUAACCCUUAACAUGAAGAGGACUUACGUUUUUAAGACAAUCUUACUGAUUUAAUGUUUACGAGGGAUGUAGUUUUGGGGGACGAUAAUGAUUUAUUGGUACUUUUUUUAUUUUAUUAUUAUUAUAUUUCGUUGUUUGUUGUUGCUCCUUGUAUGUCUUUUUCCAUGCCUUAACCCUUUUACUCCUGGAGAACCUCAUGACUUAUUGUUGACAAUGCUUUGGUAAUCCAGUAAACAGUGAAAGAUUGAAUAACAAAUAUUUUUCUUCAAUAAAAUAAAAAAUAAAAAAA
Molecule: messenger RNA, 1328 nt
Organism: Hyla sarda
Lineage: Eukaryota; Metazoa; Chordata; Amphibia; Anura; Hylidae
Gene: LAPTM4A
Product: lysosomal protein transmembrane 4 alpha
Cellular component (GO): lysosomal membrane
Source: RefSeq, a predicted model, not a curated record